This is a messenger RNA of Perca flavescens (yellow perch), 3183 nucleotides long. Its product is annotated as protein NLRC3. The coding region runs from base 1 to 3183 and encodes 1060 amino acids. Lineage: Eukaryota; Metazoa; Chordata; Actinopteri; Perciformes; Percidae. Gene Ontology annotation, molecular function: protein binding. The record is from RefSeq and is a predicted model, not a curated record. The transcript is spliced from 9 exons.
AUGUCGUCCCACUCAGAUCAACAGAAAACUCUUCUACACAGACCUGGUUCAGACAGCACAGAGCUGCAGAGGGAUACAACUCAUGAGAAGUGGCCGCAGGUUACCACCAACAUGGAAAGAGUGGACCAGCAGAGCUCAGAUGUUCCCAGUGAUCAGUCUGCCCAGCAGCAUCAAACAGACCUGGACCCUAUAUUUAUGCUGCUGGAGAAGGAAAUCGUAACUUUUGUGAAGAAUGAGCUGAAGAAGUUACAGAAGGUUCUGAGUCCAGAUUACCCAGAAUGCUUAGAGAGUCAGAGGGAGGAUGAGGAGAUGUUGAACGGUGAGGAUGAAGAGCAGAAGAGGAGCAGCAGAGAGGCAUUUCUGAAGAUCACACUGCACUUCCUGAGGAGAAUGAAGCAGGAGGAGCUGGCUGCCACCCUACAGAGCAGAACUUGUGCUGCAGUGUGCCGACGUAAAGUUAAAUCUAACCUGCAGAAGAAGUUCCAGUGUGUGUUUGAGGGGAUUGCUAAAGCAGGAAACCCAACCCUUCUGAAUCAGAUGUUCACAGAGAUCUACAUCAUGGAGGAAGGGACUGCAGAGGUCAAUGAUGAACAUGAGGUCAGACAGAUUGAAACAGCAUCCAGGAAACCAGACAGACCAGAAACAAGGAUCAGACAAGAUGACAUCUUUAAAACCCCACCUGGAAGAGAUAAACCAAUCAGAACAGUGAUGACAAAGGGAGUGGCUGGCAUCGGGAAAACAGUCUUAACACAGAAGUUCACUCUGGACUGGGCUGAAGGCAAAGCCAACCAGGACAUCCAGUUCACAUUUCCAUUCACUUUCAGAGAGCUGAAUGUGCUGAAAGAGAAAACGUACAGCUUGGUGGAACUUGUUCAUUACUUCUUUAGUGAAACCAAAGAAGCAGGAAUCUGCAAGUUUGAAGACUUCCCGGUUGUGUUCAUCUUUGACGGUCUGGAUGAGUGUCGACUUCCUCUGGACUUCCUCAACACUGAGAUCCUGACUGAUGUUACAGAGUCCACCUCUAUGGGUGUGCUCCUGACAAACCUCAUCAGGGGGAAACUGCUUCCCUCUGCUCGCCUCUGGAUAACCACACGACGUGCAGCUGCCAAUCAGAUCCCUCCUGAGUGUGUUGACAUGGUAACAGAGGUCAGAGGGUUCACUGACCCACAGAAGGAGGAGUACUUCAGGAAGAGAUUCAGAGAUGAGGAGCAGGCCAACAGAAUCAUCUACCACAUCAAGACAUCACGAAGCCUCCACAUCAUGUGCCACAUCCCAAUCUUCUGCUGGAUCACUGCUACUGUUCUGGAGGAUGUGUUGAAGACCGGAGAGGGAAGAGAGCUGCCCAAGACCCUGACUGAGAUGUACAUAAACUUCCUGGUGGUUCAGUCCAAAGUGAAGAACAUUAAGUAUGAUGGAGGAGCUGAGACAGAUUCACCCUGGAUUCCAGAGACAAGGAAGAUGAUUGAGUCCCUGGGAAAACUGGCAUUUGAGCAGCUGCAGCAAGGCAACCUGAUCUUCUAUGAAUCAGACCUGACAGAGUGUGGCAUCAAUAUCAGAGCAGCAUCAGUGUACUCAGGAGUGUUCACACAGAUCUUUAAAGAGGAGAGAGGACUGUACCAGGAUAAGGUGUUCUGCUUCGUCCAUCUGAGUGUUCAGGAGUUUCUGGCUGCUCUUCAUGUCCAUCUGACAUUCAUCAACUCUGGAGUCAACCUGCUUGCAGAGGAACAAACAACAUCAUGGCUGUCUAAAAUUUUCAGAGACAAAACAAGUUUCUUCCAGAGUGCUGUGGACAAGGCCUUACAGAGUCCAAAUGGACACCUGGACUUGUUCCUCCGCUUCCUCCUGGGUCUUUCACUGCAGUCCAAUCAGAGUCUCCUACGAGGUCUGCUGACACAGACAGGAAGUAGCGCACAGACCAAUCAGAAAACAGUUGAGUACAUCAAAAAGAAGAUCAGUGAGAAUCUAUCUGCAGAGAAAAGCAUCAAUCUGCUCCACUGUCUGAAUGAACUGAAUGAUCGUUCUCUAGAGGAGGAGAUCCAACAGUCCCUGAGAUCAGGAAGACUCUCCAGAUAUAAACUGUCUCCUGCUCACUGGUCAGCUCUGGUCCUCAUCUUACUGUCAUCAGAAAAGGAUCUGGACGUGUUUGACCUGAAGACAUACUAUGAUUCAGAGGAGGCUCUUCUGAGGUUCCUGCCAGUGGUCAAAACCUCCAACAAAGCUCUGCUGAGUGGCUGUAACCUGUCAGAGAGAAGCUGUGAAGCUCUGUCCUCAGUUCUCAGCUCCCAGUCCUCUUGUCUGAGAGAGCUGGACCUGAGUAACAACGACCUGCAGGAUCCAGGAGUGAAGCUGGUUUCUGCUGGACUGAAGAGUCCACAAUGCAGACUGGAAACUCUCAGUCUGUCAGGCUGUCUGAUCUCAGAGGCAGGCUGUACUUCUCUGGCCUCAGCUCUGAGCUCCAACCCUUCUCAUCUGAGAGUGCUGGACCUGAGCUACAAUCAUCCAGGAGACUCAGGAGUGAAGCUGCUGUCAGCUGGACUUAAGGAUCCAAACUGGAGACUGGACACUCUCAGGGUGGACCAUGCUGGACCACAUUGGUUAAAAUCUGGUCUGAGGAAGUAUGUUUGUGAACUGGAAGUGGACACAAACACAGUGAGCAGAAGACUCAAACUGUCUGACAACAACAGGAAGGUGACAUAUGUGGAGGAGGAUCAGUCAUAUCCUGAUCAUCCAGAGAGGUUUGACUUGUGGCCUCAGCUGCUGUGUAGAGAUGGUCUGACUGGUCGCUGUUACUGGGAGGUAGAGAGGAGAGGAGAUGUUCAUCUAUCACUGAGUUACAGAGGAAUCAGCAGGAGAGGAGACAGUAAAGACUGUGUGUUUGGAGGGAAUGAUGAGUCCUGGUGUCUGAACUGCUCUGAUGAUGGUUACUCUGUCUGGCACAAUAACAGAACAACAUCUACCAUCCCCUCCUCCUCCUUCUCCUUCUCCUCCUUCUCCUCCUCCUCUGUCUCUAACAGAGUAGGAGUGUAUGUUGACUGUCCUGCUGGCACUCUGUCCUUCUACAGAGUCUCCUCUGACUCACUGAUCCACCUCCACACCUUCAACACCACAUUCACUGAACCUCUUUAUCCUGGGUUUAGGGUCUGUUCUGGUUCCUCAGUGUCUCUGUGUCCUCUGCAGGUCUGA